CUCGGACUCCUAACUCCAUCUCCGGCUCGUUGAUGUUACACCUGUGCUGAACUGAAUUUAACUUACCUGCUAGUGACUGUUUCUUGUGGUUCCGCUCCUCGCUUGCCCUUUCCGAUCUCUCAAAAGUUGCUGACGUUGGCCAUCACGCAUCUGUCCUGAUCUCUCCUUAAGCUUCUCACCUCUUCUUUAUCUCCUCCAUCGCCAUCAACACCUCUUGCUUUCGAACUACCGUCAUCUCUCCCACCAUUGCGCAAUAUCUUGAUUCUCCGUCGACUAUGUCUGCAGCGAGACGGGUUGAUCCUCCUCGUCCAGAGUCUGGUACCGGACCUCAGCGCCGUCGUCGCGGUGCUGCUCGGCUCUCAUGUGCCGAAUGCAGGAGACUGAAGUUGCGAUGCGACAGAAAAGUGCCUUGUGAAUCUUGUGUAAAACGAGGCUGCUCCGCCAUUUGUCCAGAUGGGGCUCUUACAACGGGUAAAGGAAACAGAUUUAUACUUGCUUCGACACAAGAAUUGCAUGAAAAGAUCUCCGAGCUUUGCAGCCGGGUCCGUGAGCUCGAAGAUGCGCUGCGCGAAUCGCAUUCGAACCUCUCAGACCAACACCAUCCGCUCCUGACCGAAGAGCUGCUGCGCAUCAAAAUGCCCCUCCAACGUGAAACAUCCGAGCCAAAUCAGCAGGACGGGAACAAGGAAGAGCUCAGCCCUGAUGUUGUCGACUCCUUCGGUUCGCUUUCCAUCAGCCAAACGGGCAAGACAAAGUUCUACGGCCACACCGCCAAUUCCUGGUACUUCCUUCAAAACGAGAGCCCCGAGGAGGAGUCGGAGGACAGGUCAUACGCUCUUGAACAGGUCCUUCCUCCGGAGAUUCUCGCCUUAGGAGAGGCCUUCCCGACUUCACCGACUAGCUCGCCCGUAGCAUAUGCAACUAGUCGAUUCAACAACCUCGUUGGAUAUCUUCCCGACCUUCAGAAGGCUACAGCACUUCGCGAUAUCUAUUAUCAGCGCGCCGCAUGGAUGUACAACCCGAUUUCUCGAACACAGUUCGACGAGGAAGUGUUCCAGCACUUCUACAAUGAGAGCUACACACCACCGUCGCCACCGAGCGAUUCGGCGUCUGCACAUCGACUCGCGCUUAUUUUCAUCGUACUCGCGGUCGGGACUCUCAUGGAUCCGAGCGAGCCGCCGUAUUGCAUUGAGGCUGAGAAGUAUCACCAGCUCGCACGCGCUGCGCUCUUCAAGAGUUCCAUCUUUGAUGACCCCACGCUCCAUGCUGUCCAAGCACUCUUCUUGAUGUCCUACUACCUCUUCUUGGCGGACCGACACGGAACGGGAAGUGGAUCACGAUGGAUCAUCAUGGGCUUUGCCGUGAAACUUGCUCAAAGUAUUGGACUUCACCGAGAUAGCACUAGAUGGCGGAUGUCCGACUUGGAGACCCAGACAAGAAGAGAAACCUUCUGGGAGCUGUAUACAUACGAUUCGUGGCAGUGUCUAACGUUCGGCAGACCUCCGUCCUUCUCCCUUCCUCACGUUGACUGCAAGUUCCCUCAUCCGGUUGAAGACCCGACCGGAGAACGAAGCUUUGACACAUGGAAACAUCGCUUCUCAGCAGAUUGCAUGAGCGUCGUGCACGAUCAAGCGUUCGGAGCAAAGGCACCGAGUUACCAAACUAUCCUUCAACUCGACCGCAAGCUCCGUGCAUUCCCUGUGCCUUCAGUACUUCAAGUCGCUGGCUUUGGAAACUCCGACCCUGGCUCAGAACACCCGUCUGUUAACUCACUAGGUUUGAUCAUGCAGAGACACAUCGUCUUGGCUAUUCGUGAGAUGAACCUGUUGUACAUGCACAGAGGAUUCUUUGCUCGUGCGAUCAGCGAUAAUCCGAAAGACCCUCUUGGUUCGCCUUACGGUACCUCUGUCAUCGCAGCGUAUCGUAGUGCAGGUUCGCUUGUUGCUCUAGUCCGUGAUCUUGAUUCGCAGCUACCUGAACCAACGGAAAGGCUGUGGUUCUUGUGGACACACUUGUUCUCUUGCGCGGUUGUACUGGGAUCCAUUGUGACUCGCUGUCCAUCGAUGAGUCUCGCGCCUUCGGCACUCGUCCAGCUCGACUCAGCUUGUGAGCUCUUCGAUAGGGUUGCAAAUAAAUUCCGUGCAAAUAAAGUCCUGGGUAUCAUGCAAACAUUGCGUCAAAAGGCACAUACCUCCUUGCAAGAGUUCAGAGAAGGGAAGAUGUCGCCUGUCAGCGCAAAUUUGUCUUACAAGAUGUUCCAUGAAGGUACUCCCGAAUUAGAUGAGGACGACGAGCUAUCGAAGCUCGGGGGGAAGACGCGACUCAUUUCACAGAAAGAACAGUCGAAGUCUCCGUCACCAUUAGCUCCAUCACCACUACUCGUUACGCGCUCACCAAACACGCACAACCCCGUUGUGCCGCUUCCGCUCCCUGACGCGUCAUCAGGCGUACAUCCCAAUGUUGUCGAGUAUCUCUCGACGUUCCAUUUCCCUGCUGGUGCACAGCAGGGUCGGCAUCUCGCGCCGAUGGCACACGAGCAGCGGAGCUUAUUUACCAACCAGCAGGGACCUGGAAUGUACCGAAGCAGUUUCGAAAGCGACGGCGCGGGCGCGAGUGCGAUGCACUUCAACUCGAGCGUCGACUUACAAUCACCGCUUCCUACGCCGACGUCUGCUUCGUCAUCGCAGACAAGCCAUCAAUUCGUGUUGCCUAACCCACAAGCACAGGGGCACACCACAAGUACCACUGCUACUACUAGUGGAAACCAACAAAACUACUUCCCGCAGUACUUCCCUGUCUUCGACUACGGUACGGCAGCAAGCGGAAGUGGGUCGGGAUACGCGCCAAUGCAGCUUACAACAACAAACACUGCUGCAUUCGAGCAAGAUCACCCAAUGGCGUAUGAUAGUGUAUCAGCGGCCUCUCAGAAUGGUGGGAUAAGCCUUAAUGGCGGUGCACUGAACGGAAUAAACGGUAUUGAUGCACGGAGCUAUCCUAGUGCGAACGGGCAUCAGGGUCGACGCGAUAUUACGCCUGAGGCGAGUAUGCACACUGCUUGGAUGGACUUUGUCAACCAGAUGAGCGCGGGGAUGAGCGGAUAGCGCUGGAAGAGAGGAGCCUUGUGACUUGUUUGCUCCCUUUUUCGCGCAUUGUCUUUCCCGCUCUUUCUCUCGGAGAGAUCCUUUGGAUCCGGAUCUUGUUGACCUUUAGGAGUAUUUAUAAUAUCCUUCGGUGCUUAGUUCGUUCGUCUUUACGAUACUCCCCCUGUACCAGUUUUUGUUUUAGAUGAGUGGUAUAACCUGUACCACUUCAGAUCUGUUUCUUCCUUUUUUCGUUACCUAUUUUGUAAUUACUUCGACAGCUUGUCUUCUUGUAAAUUACAUCGUCUAGUUGCCGUGUAGGCAUUUAAGAGGAAUAAGAACGAGUAUGUAUU
This is a messenger RNA of Fomitiporia mediterranea MF3/22, 3433 nucleotides long. RefSeq lists its product as uncharacterized. Gene Ontology annotation, biological process: DNA-templated transcription; regulation of DNA-templated transcription. NCBI's taxonomy places the organism in Eukaryota, Fungi, Basidiomycota, Agaricomycetes, Hymenochaetales, Hymenochaetaceae. The coding region runs from base 276 to 3101 and encodes 941 amino acids. The transcript is spliced from 15 exons. The record is from RefSeq and is a predicted model, not a curated record. Gene Ontology annotation, molecular function: zinc ion binding; DNA-binding transcription factor activity, RNA polymerase II-specific; DNA binding.